Molecule: messenger RNA, 3336 nt
Organism: Cynocephalus volans (Philippine flying lemur)
Lineage: Eukaryota; Metazoa; Chordata; Mammalia; Dermoptera; Cynocephalidae
Product: guanylate cyclase soluble subunit beta-2-like
Exons: 24
Coding region: 1-3336 (1111 amino acids)
Biological process (GO): response to oxygen levels; cGMP biosynthetic process
Cellular component (GO): guanylate cyclase complex, soluble
Molecular function (GO): guanylate cyclase activity; heme binding
Source: RefSeq, a predicted model, not a curated record
AUGGGGGUGGGGGUGGACUUCACGCCCCAAGUGCCACCUCAGCCAAUGAGCAAGCUACCCAACCUCACCCAUCUCCAGGGUCUCAUCCAAGCUUCAGACCCCGGAUCCCAGGUGGAAUUUGUGGGCCCUCGAAGCCUCCCACCCUGGCCUCCCAGCCUCCCUGCAGGUGGAGGAAUUCACAGCAGCCUGUUGGUGUGUGGUGCUUUGGCCACACGGUGGCGCGCCACGCCCAACAAUCGCUCUGGUCCCCUGCGUCUCACUGAAGAUUUGCAAUUCAGACUGAAAGGAAGUGCCUGCCCGCUCGGUCUUGGAAUCCGCAUUGUCAGUGAGCACCUGGCCAUUGGUGAUGGUGGAGGCGAGCUGGGAUCAUUAGCUGGUUGCCACGCUGGAGCCAGGCAUCACAGAGACAUACCCUAUGAUCCAAUUUACACGAAGUUCAAGAGCAAGCAAAGUCAUGUUCAGGGCUCUGGGAAUGCUCUGGGGCAAGAGCCUUAUGACCUGGCUGGCCAGGGGCAGAGCUGCUGCCCCCAGCCCCUACUCUCCCCAGGUGCUCAUCAUGGGACAUCACGCAGGCAGGAAGCCAGCAUGGGACCUGCCUCCCCAGUGCUCUGCAGGGCUCUGCUGCACCGGGCACUGGGGUCUCUCCUCUGGCAGAAUAGUGCCACUGUUGUGUUGUAUGGAUUUAUCAACACCUGUCUGCAAUCUCUUGUGAUAGAGAAAUUUGGUGAAGAAACCUGGGAAAAAUUGAAAGCUUCUGCAGAAAUACAGGAUGCCUUCAUGACUUACACAGUGUAUGAUGACAUCAUUACCAUUAAGCUCAUCCGAGAGGCCUGCAAGGUUCUAGGUGUCUCCAUGGAAACCAUUCUGAAACUCUUUGGAGAAUAUUUCUUUAAGUUCUGUAAGAUGUCCGGCUAUGACAGGAUGCUACGGACACUGGGAGGAAGUCUCACGGAGUUUAUUGAAAACCUAGAUGCCCUCCACAGUUACCUCGCACUGUCUUAUCAGGAGAUGAACGCACCAUCAUUUCGAGUGGAGAGAGGAGCAGACGGGAAAAUACUUCUCCAUUACUACUCGGAUAGAAGCGGCCUGUGCCACAUUGUACCAGGUAUCAUUGAGGCUGUGGCCAAGGACUUCUUUGACACUGAUGUGACCAUGGAUAUCCUUGACAUGAAUGAAGAAAUGGAGAGGACAGGGAAGAAGGAGCACGUUGUGUUUCUGAUUGUGCAAAAGGCUCGCAGGGCAAAGCCAUACAAGUCGCAAGACAGUCAGGACAUUCAGAGAGACCAAGAGGCCCCCCAGGCAGCUUUCCUUAGGACAAAGGAGAAAUAUUUGAGUGUCUCUGCUUGUCCUGUGAAGAAGUCCCACUGGGAUAUUGUGAGAAGUAUAGUCAUGUUUGGAAAAGGGCAUCUCAUGAACACCUUCGAGCCAGUUUAUCCUGAGAGGCUCUGGAUUGAAGAGAAGACGUUCUGCAAUGCGUUUCCUUUCCACAUUGUAUUUGAUGAAUCACUGAGGGUCAAGCAAGCCGGAGUGAACAUUCAGAAGUAUGUCCCAGGACUCCAAACCCAGAAGAUUCGAUUAGAUGAAUGUUUCUCCAUCAUUCAUCCUCAAGUUACCUUCGACAUUUUCAGCAUCUGCAAAUUUAUCAACAGUCCAUUUGUCCUGAAGACACGAAGGGAAAUGCUGCCUGAAGCAUGGAAAAGCCAGCCCACCCUCAAACUCCGAGGCCAGAUGAUCUGGAUGGAGUCCAUGCGCUGCAUGAUGUACCUGUGCUCUCCGAAGCUCCGCAGCCUGCAAGAGCUGGAGGAGCACGACAUGCAUCUGUCUGACAUCGCCCCCCACGACACCACCAGGGAUCUCAUCCUCCUGAACCAGCAGCGGCUGGCAGAGAUCGAGCUGUCCAACCAGCUGGAGACGAAGAAGGAGGAGCUGCGCAUGCUCUCCAAGCACCUGGCCGCGGAGAAGAAGAAAACGGAGACGUUGCUUUAUGCCAUGCUGCCCGAGCACGUGGCCAACCAGCUGAAGGAGGGCCAAAAGGUGGCUGCAGGAGAAUUUAAAACCUGCACAAUCCUUUUUAGCGACGUGGUGACAUUUACUAACAUCUGUGCUGCUUGUGAACCUAUCCAAAUAGUGAAUAUGCUCAAUUCAAUGUACUCCAAGUUUGACAGAUUAACCAGUGUCCACGAGGUCUACAAAGUAGAAACAAUAGGAGAUGCUUAUAUGGUGGUAGGCGGUGUCCCAGUGCCUGCUGUGAGCCAUGCUCAAAGAGUGGCCAAUUUUGCCUUGGGGAUGAGGAUUUCUGCAAAAGAAGUGAUGAAUCCUGUUACCGGAGAACCCAUCCAGAUAAGAGUGGGGAUCCAUACUGGACCAGUCUUAGCUGGUGUCGUGGGAGACAAGAUGCCACGGUACUGCUUGUUUGGCGACACUGUGAACACAGCCUCUAGGAUGGAAAGUCAUGGGCUUCCCGACAAAGUGCAUCUCAGCCCCACAGCUUACAGAGCCCUGGAAAAUCAAGGGUUUGACAUCACCGAGCGGGGUGAGAUUGAAGUGAAAGGCAAAGGCAAGAUGACCACAUACUUCCUGAUCUGUAACUUGAAUGCCACAGAGGAGGAAAUCAUGGGGAGACCUACAACUUCCCUUGAUCGCAAGGACACAAGUGCCCAGGCAAACCAAGACAGGAGCACUGUCACCGUGAUGAGGUACGCAGACAGUCGGCAGCAGCUCCCCUGCAGUGACGCAGCCAAUGCUUCUGACAAAUCCACACCUGCGGGGAAUCCAGUGGCAGGACGGGGCUCUGUGAAGGCAGCUGACCGACUGCAGUCCUCAGACCAGACAAAGACCCAUCACUCUCCUAAUGUCACCGUGCCUGUGCCAUCUGGAGUGAAUGGCUUUGUGCUCUCAUCACUGGGGGUCUGCCAAACCUUUGCUUCUGAACAAGAGCCCCAGUGGCCGACUUCGGAGAACACCUUGACCUUGGAGACUCCCCUGUGCACUGCCUUGUUGUUCAUUUUACCCUGUAACCCUGCCUCACCCAAGGCCCCUCCAGCUCCCCGCACCUCAGGGCACCUGAUCAGGGGCAUUGCAGACAAGAAUGCAGCAGAUGGCUGGUCCGCAGGCCAAGGACUGGCAAACUCACUGGCCUCCAGCCCAUGGUGUCAGGCCACCAUUGUUAUCAUUGGAGGCUCCAGUUGGUGUGAGGGGAAGGGGGGAGGCGAGCAGCCUGACGUCCUUCUGACAGAGCAGCUUCAUGUCUGCAUUCAGCCUUAUCUACCAUCAGCGGUAUCUGUAGAUUUUAGUGGUAUCUACGAUCAGUGGUUUCGAUCUAGGAACUCAUGCUGA